AUGUCAGGACGAGGCGGAAGAGGUGGUGGCCGCGGUGGACGCGGAGGAGGAGCAUUCAACCCGCGGUCAGGCACUGUGACGAUCGCUGGCACAGAGCUGAACUGGGACCUGACAGGCCUCGACAUCCAGAAAGGCCCAGCCGAGCGCUUUCCUGACGCACCUCCGCCACAGGCACCCCCACCAACCGCCGGUGAAGUUGUCAUGGUCCAGCAUCAUCUAGCAGUACGCGACCGCAUCCAUGAAGGACCGUUCUACACGAUCCUGAAUGAUGGCAUGAAGAACGGCCUCAAGAGGAAAGCCAAUGAGCGUGCGCCUACCGAGGCCUCGCUCUUCAACCCCUUCACAGACAACCAGACAUACUCGGCAAAAUACCUGAAAGUGCGAAAAAGAUUACCAAAGUUGGAUGCGCGACCCUAUGUCACCGAUCUGUUCCCUGCCGAGUUACGGCCAGUGUUGGGCGGCGCCAAAGUAGAUGGAACAACUCCAAAGAAGCGCCGGACGCUCGGGGUCACCAAGAUCAACGCCGUCUCCCAGAUCGACCGCCUCAUCGAGUCCGAGGAGACUAGAACUAAAGAGGCAGAAGCUCGGGCAGAGGACGAGCUCGACGAAGAUGAAGAGGAGGAAGAGGAGGCAGCCAACGACGACAAGCCUGACGCGGUUGACGAAGAGGAUAACUGGUCUGCUGCAUCCACUGAUUCCGAGGAGUCGGAUGACGACUACAACGCAGAGCAGUACUUUGACAAUGGUGACGACGAUGACAUCGACGACGCGGAUCCGUACGAGAAUACGUAUGAGUAG
Messenger RNA from Plenodomus lingam JN3, 798 nucleotides. RefSeq lists its product as uncharacterized. The record is from RefSeq and is a predicted model, not a curated record. Lineage: Eukaryota; Fungi; Ascomycota; Dothideomycetes; Pleosporales; Leptosphaeriaceae. Gene Ontology annotation, cellular component: RNA polymerase III complex. Gene Ontology annotation, biological process: transcription by RNA polymerase III.